Colletotrichum orchidophilum is the source of this 972-nucleotide messenger RNA. RefSeq lists its product as uncharacterized. The coding region runs from base 1 to 972 and encodes 323 amino acids. The record is from RefSeq and is a predicted model, not a curated record. The transcript has a single exon. NCBI's taxonomy places the organism in Eukaryota, Fungi, Ascomycota, Sordariomycetes, Glomerellales, Glomerellaceae.
AUGCCAUCGACUUCUUCCACUUUAGGUGUUCAGACCCAGCCGAGGACAUCGACAGCUCAGCCAGCGCCGCGGUCCUCGUUCGCCGUCAUUCUGGAAUCCAGUCCUCGUAAGCGCACGGGAACAGCCGCCGUGAGGACGGUCGAGGACGACGCAGACGAAUUGGUGAUAUCGGAUCUUUCACCACAAUUCAGAAAACUCGCAGCUCAAGCAAAGUUGGGCGUGAGUCUCGCCAAGCCAGCCUUACCAGAAGCCAUCAAAGAUGAGCCAGAGGUCACUUCGCCAGGGGCCGCGACUCCUCCACCGCAGCCUCGCAAGCGUGGCCGGCCAAAGGGCUUUCGACCUGCUCUGAUGGGCAACAGAGCCUCACAGGAGGCCGCCGAGAGUGGACCGAGAAAGCUGCGGCCGGACAGGCCCAAGAUAGGCGCCUUAUACGCGGGGAAACGGCGAGGUCGACCGCCCAAGGCAGCUUCACCAAAGCCGCGAGACAUCUACGAGAGUCUAAACCCGCAUUUCAACACAUACAUCUGCGAGUGGAAGGGUUGCCAGGCCGAGCUUCACAAUUUUGCGACUCUGCAAAAGCAUGUGCUGAUUGUUCAUGCCAAAAGUGUAGCAGCCAGAUGUCGAUGGGCAAAGUGCGCCGAUCGGCAGCCACCUCGAGAAUUCCCCACACCGGCAGACCUCAAAUCUCACUUGGAGGAUCUCCACAUGCUUCCAAUCGCCUGGCAGGUAGGGGACGGGCCGCAAGUGUCGUUCAAGCGAUAUGCUCCCGAUGAUGGGACCAAGCUCCCUGACUACCUUUUUGACAAGGCCGGCAACCAAAUCACACCGUCAAUCCGGGAUCAGAAGGAAGAGGACUUGUACACGUGGCGCAACAAUAGGCGGAAACUCAAGGACCUUUUGCUCUUGAGGGACCAGAACCUGCCGAGCGAGGACGAGGAUGACGGAAUGGAGGAGGUGGCUGAGGGAGACUGA